Molecule: messenger RNA, 5905 nt
Organism: Helicoverpa armigera (cotton bollworm)
Lineage: Eukaryota; Metazoa; Arthropoda; Insecta; Lepidoptera; Noctuidae
Gene: MESR4
Exons: 2
Coding region: 311-5629 (1772 amino acids)
Biological process (GO): regulation of transcription by RNA polymerase II
Cellular component (GO): nucleus
Molecular function (GO): RNA polymerase II transcription regulatory region sequence-specific DNA binding; DNA-binding transcription factor activity, RNA polymerase II-specific
Source: RefSeq, a predicted model, not a curated record
AUAAAAUUUAAGAAGUAAAAAAAAUAGUCUAUGGUUCAUGAAUUAGCUUCUCGUAAUACGCUACGAUUUUCGAUAAUGUGUUUGGAAAUAAACAGUAUAUCGGGUUAAUUUGGUUUUGUUUGUGUUCAAUUGUGCAAUUUAAAACCUGAAAAAUGUUUGUGAACUGUGAUUUGAGUGGUACAAAUAAAGAACAACGCUUUUGAUAUCACUAUUCCUCGCUGUGCGGAGUGACGCCAUUUUACGGGAAUGAUCAGCCCGCGGCUGCCUCAUACUAAGCCUGAUGUAAGGAUUGCUCUGUUCAAACGGAUGCAUGGAAACAAAUCUUUAUUCUUGCACUCGUGCUGGACGGACGAAUUCCGAGAAAACUAUGGAAGAUGGUAAUAUUGUCAAUACGAAAGACGAUAAAAACACAUCAGCGUCAUUGACAAACUUAUACGGCGAUCGGCCAGCGAAAUUAACCGCAAAUGGGCACGAAUUCGCUGGCGAGCCGUCCAGUCCGCCCGACGAGCCGUACGAGCAGUGCCGGCAGCCCGCCGACACUUCCAACGACGACAAGUUCAAAAAACGCAUCAACCCUCUUAGAAUACAUCUUGGCAAAAGACCUUUUGUCGAUAACUCUCUUCCGUACUAUAACGCCUGCAAGAAAAGAAAGCCUUCAUCAAAUAAACCUUGUGAUAGCAGCACACCUACACACUCAGUGCCCCGAGUGCCCAAACUUAUUCCUAAGAAUUUAGAUCGUAGUCAAUUUCACAAUGUAUCAUCACAAGCAGAGAGUGAUGCAAUCAAUGAACGAGACAAACCAGUGCCUCGGCUUGUGCCUAAAAGCCAGCUGUUACAGUUCAAAAAGGGUAAAGCAGAAAAGGGAGCCCAGUUGAAAGAAUAUGCACAGAGCUUGGGUCUUCAACCGAUGGUGAAGUUUAAGUGUCGGAAGUGCUGUUCCAUGUCAUUUAAAACCUUAGCCAUGUUGAAAGAACACCAGUUAGUGUGUCGAGCACAAGCAAAAGAGCCUGCGCUAAGCCCUGAGGCAGCACCUUGUCCCGAACCUAAUACCAGUGGACCAUCAAGAGUUACUAGAAAAGUUUAUUUGUGCUCAGCUUGUGGAACGUAUUAUGAGAACUGGAAUCUCUUUCUUCACAUGAGAGAAGUACACAACAGACAUAUUUGCCUAUUUUGUUUGGGUAUGUUUUCAAAAGCUGAGAAGUUAUCAUCUCAUCUCACAAAUAAACACAAUGUUAAAGAGUUUAGCUAUGAAAGUAAAGAAGAGUUCUUCAAUGUCUACAGUGGUACUUUGUAUUUAAUGUGCUGUGCAUGUGAUGAAAUAUGCAGUGAACAAGAUGAUUUUUUCAACCAUGAUUGUAAUAAUGUUAAGCCAAAACCUGUGCCUGUUCUUAUUAGCAAGAAUGCAGUCAAAACAAAUAGCAUAAAAAAUGCUAAAAAUGUCAAUGAAGUUUCAAGUAACGGGCCCACAAGUAUAGCAAAAGAACCAACAAAACCUAUGUUUGAUCGGAAAGACAAUUGUGAUGGUAAACUAGAGACAGUCACAUCUCAAACACAUAGGACUGCAGCUAUUAUACCUGAUACAAAUACUAGUGAACCAGUUGUUAGUGAUACAAGCAUCAGCUCUGAUAGUUCAAUUACAACUAGCAAGGACAACACAGUUGAUUCAGGAAUGGAACUUGAGAGUUCUGAUACAAAGCCAGUCUCAAGUCCAGUGCAGCAAACAGUUUUCAGUCCUGACAGAAGUAAACCAACAAUUCCGAAUGGUGAUGAAAGCUUUGAACAUUCUGAUGAAAGUGAUUCAGUUUCUGAUGAAGUUAAUGAACCAAUCAAGGAACCAUCACCAACUAAGCAGCAAGAAAAUGUUUGUGCUCCUGUAGAGAAAGAAAAGGAAUGUGGUAUCAAGUUAAAAUUAAGUUUGAACAAUGCAAAUUCACCUGUCAUCAUUAAUUCUACUGUAGACCCUACAAUCGGACAGCAAAAAGUUCAAAAGCCACCUACACGUGUGAGAAGACCACCAAAACGAUAUGAAAAAGAUGCACAUCUUGACCUUUCAGGACCCCCUAAAACACCAUCAAUUAAAAUGACAAUAUGUGACAGAGCAGACAGUCCAUUUGUAAAAACAACAAUUUUUGAAAAUAACAAAGAGACAACACUGAAAACUCUUUUAAAUAACAAUCUCGAAACUGCUUCUAAACCACCUGAAAUCAAAUUAGAAAACACUGUGAAAACUACAAUUUAUGAUAAUAAAUUAGAAGAUAUUAACACUCUCAAUAGAGUACCCAAAUUAACAGUGAGGGUCCCCAAGGAACUUUUGGAUAAAGAUUCAUCAAGUGAUUACUCUUCUGAUAGUGAUGUAAGUGAUAAACUGACAGUUGAUGAAAAUACCACCAUACAAGAAGAAGAAGAAGUUAAAACUAAAGCUGAGUCACCAACUGAACAUCCACCAAUUGAACCCUUGACACCACCGGCAGAGGUGAAGGUAGAAGAAUCUUUGCAACCAGAUGAGGACAUCCAGGUGAAAGAUGAAAAUGAAGAUGUUAAGCCAGAACCCAAACCUGAACCAGAAAUGGAAUUAGAGCAACCUGCUGAGCCAACAGUGGAAGAACCUACUAUACCUGUCACAGAAUUAUCUCUAGAUAAGCCACUUGAUAAGUAUCCACUGAAAGAUCUAUUGAAAGUGUUUUUGUCAUCCACUGUCCACAGUUGCAUAUAUUGCAAUCAUGUGCGGAAGAUUGCAGUCAAUUGUGAGCAACUAGCUUUACACAUGGUGGCACAGCACCGCUUUGCAGCUACUGUGGACAGCAUCACAGCGGAGGAGCUAAUGCCUGAAACUAUUACUGCUAAACUGAAGACAGGUGCCUCAGAACUCAAUUUGGUUUACAUAAACUUGGAUUCCUAUGACAGUGUAGAUAAGUGUGAUGAUGUUCAAUAUGACUAUAUGUUUGAGUGUUUUCAGUGUUAUUUCAAAACUGCUAUCCAUAAAGAUCUCUACUUACAUAAUCGUAAAAUGCAUCAAAAAACUAUAUUACUGUGUGUAAUGUGUAAAUCUAAUUUUUAUAGUUAUAGUGAAUUAAUAUGUCAUUUAUGUCCUGGAACAUAUGAUUCUGAAUAUGAGAUUAAGUUUAGAUGCUGCUUGUGCAAUGUAGAUGCUAUUCCAUCACCAUUUAGACUGAUGGUACACCUACGAAAAAUUCAUCAUACCUGUGAUGUCUGUCUGGAACUUUGUCACAAUCAAGCUCGCCUCUCAAAUCAUGUUUGGAAACAUAAACUGCACCACUUAUGUUACCGGUGUGGCAUUGCAUAUAGAAAUAAACCUGACAUAACCAAUCACUUGUUUUGGAAACAUGGCACUGAAAGUGUGCUGUGUAAGAAAUGUUUACAGAAAAAGUGGCCCCAUGUCUAUCACUUCUGUACACCUCCUGCUAUAUUUGUAUGUGAAGAAUGUAGUUUGCAAUUUACAAGAGCAGUUUACUUAAAAGUUCAUAAAAGAUUUCACUCUAAUGAGUUUCCCCAUGUUUGUACAGAAGAAGGUUGUACUGAGAAGUUUGUUUCCAAAAAACUCCUUAACAGACAUUUAGAUGAACAUAGAAAGAAAUUAAUAAUUGAAGAUUUGAAUGAAGUUAAGCCUACUGUGCCAAUUGAAGUAUUACAAGAAACAUCUAAAGACCCUGUACCUAUUAUUGAUUUGGAUGAUAUAAAACCGAAGGAGGAAGCUGGAACUUCCGAGCCGAAAGCUGAGUCUGGAACUGAGCAGCUAACCAAAAAAGAAAAGAAGAAGAAAUUAAAGGAUAAGGACGCCCUAUUACUCGAUGUGAAUUUACCGGCACUAAACCUUUCAGAAAGUGAUAGUAGUGAUGAAUCAGAUAGCGGUAUUCCGCCAACUAUUAAAGAUGAGAAAAUAGAAGAAAAGAUAAAGGAAGAAGACGGUCCUAAAGUAGAGUCCACGGAAUUAAAUCGGACAGAUGAUAAUACAGUGACUCAAAAGACAGAGGAGAAAACUGAGACCCUUGACGAGAAGCCAAACGAGCAGCAGGUGCUGGACAUAUGGGAUAACUUCAAAAAAUAUCAAGCAAAAGUUGAAAAGACAAAAGAAAAAACGCCUCCACUUGUACCAAUCAGAAAACAUGUCUGUGAAUCUGAUCACGAUUAUUGUUUGGUGCCGACUGACAUGAAUGGCGAUGAAGAUUUGUUCAACAGUAGUGACACUAAAAAGAAAAAUAAAAAAUCUCCCAAGAAACAACGUGGUGAUUUAUCAUCAACUAGUAGCAGCAGCAGCGAUUCCGAUUCCAGCUGCUCUUGUGGUUCUAACUGCAGUUGUUCAUCUAGCAGUGGUUCAUCUUCAUCCAGCUCCUCGGAUUCAGAUUCGUCAGACGACUCUGGAAAUGAAAAAGAAAAGAAAAAGACCAGACGUCUUAAAAAGGUGUUACCCAACAGGAGAUGCAGCACAGGUUCUAAUGUUGAUGUGAUGGGAGUAUCUGAAACACCUAUAUUGAUUCCUGAAAAAACGGAACCUCCAAUUGCGGAAACAGAUCUCGACACUGAUGAAAGUGAAACAGAUGAAGAGUUUUAUGAUGAGCAUCCGCAACGAAUAGGUAACAAGUUGUACGAAGAAAAACGUAAUCAGCUGAUGAAUCUCUCUUCUGUGGCGCCUUCAGACGCGGGUUCAAUAUCUGGCGAGCCUAGUAGACCUACUACACCUAUAAAGGAGGAAGAGAAAGAAGAAAAAGAACCCAAAGAGGAACCUGAAGUAAAAGUGAAAUCAGCUAGUAAGAAGAAGAGCAAAAAGAAAAAGAAAUCCAAGAAUUCCAAAAAGCAUGGGCCCAUAAAAAUUAACAUUCCUAAAGACAUCAUAUCAAAAUCUGAAGUAGAGACACCAGCGCCUCUAAUUCCUAAUAAGAUAACAAUAUCUUUACAAUCCAAUACAGUACAAAUCCCAGAAGCACCGAAACCUAGCCCAAUCGUGGCAGAAGUAAGCUCAUCUGCAUCUUCGGCCGAAAACAAACGAGCAUCUAAAAGGAGACGAGUCCCUAAUAAGUUCUACGGGUACUCUAGUGACGAAGAAGCGCCACAGCCUCACACUCCAGUCGCUGCAUUAAAACCGCAACAGCCUCCGAAACUGGAGUGGAGGAAAGAAGAUUUGCCGUCACCAGUGACUCACAAGGCGAAGAAAGAAGUACCAUCUACUGUGAUUUCGAGCAGACUGUACAAUUACACAGACCCCAUUAGGUUGACAGCCCCCAUUCCUGACCCCGAGCCGCCGCGUAUCUUAAUGAAUUCGGAAUCUAUGGAGUCGAGUGACUCUGAUUCGAGUGAGGAAGGGAACUUAGAAAUAUAUCAGCCUACCGGUCAGAGUUCCGUGCCGCCACCACCCACAUAUUUGAAUUCGGGGACCUCCAGCUUGCCGUACGCGUUCCAGAGGCCUGCCGUGCGGGAAGCACGCGAAGGCGAGAGUGUAUACUGCUACUGUCGAUGUCCAUACGAUGAGGUGUCCGAGAUGAUCGCGUGCGACGCUGAAGGCUGUCCCAUCGAAUGGUUCCAUUUCGAGUGUGUCGGUAUCAUGGUACCGCCUAAAGGCAAAUGGUACUGCCCCGAAUGUAGGAAAAAUCAAAGUUUCUCAGGUUACAGAUAAUUCUAAUUAAAUUGUAAGUGUAUAUAACAUUGCUGUAUUGUUAUUAUAUCUGUAUAUAACUUAUUGACGAUUGUAGAUAAUUAGGCUUUACCUGUAUAUCUUUGUAGGUAGUUUCUGUAAGUUUUAGGUUAUUAGGUCUGAAAAAAUGUAUCAUUGUUAUAAAAAGUACACGUUAUGCUUGAUACCGGCUGUGCAGCCACUUCUGUAACCUGGCAAAUUGUUAAUGACAUUAACCUACUGCAGCAGCGGAAAUAUAAAUCCGAUUUUUGAUACCAA